Molecule: messenger RNA, 1832 nt
Organism: Quercus lobata
Lineage: Eukaryota; Viridiplantae; Streptophyta; Magnoliopsida; Fagales; Fagaceae
Product: putative leucine-rich repeat receptor-like serine/threonine-protein kinase At2g19230
Exons: 10
Coding region: 72-1652 (526 amino acids)
Biological process (GO): protein phosphorylation
Molecular function (GO): protein kinase activity; ATP binding; protein binding
Source: RefSeq, a predicted model, not a curated record
GGUAUCUGACAGAAUCUGUUAGACUUGAAUACCUAAACUCACGGACCAUACUCCCGACUGAGCCGGCAAUUAUGGGAGAACGGCUUCACUUUUCAAUAAUUGCAGCUGAGGGAAGUAAGUUUCCUCCAAUCCUCAAUGCUGUAGAGAUUUUUGUGUCAAAGGAGCUCCCAAAUAAAACAACUGCCAUACAAGAUGUUGAAGCCAUCAAGGACAUCAAGAAACAGUACACGUUGCCUAGAAACUGGCAAGGCGAUCCAUGUGUCCCGAGGGAAUACUCAUGGGAUGGUUUGCACUGCAGUUACAACUAUACUAUUCCAAGUAUUAUAUCAGUGGAUUUGUCAUACAAUGACUUAACUGGGCCACUGCCAGAAUUUUUGGCACAACUGCCAAAUUUGUACACUCUUGAUUUGCGUGGGAACAAGUUCACGGGUUCAAUUCCUGAGGAUCUUCUGCAGAAGUCUAGGGAUGGGACGUUGGUGUUGAGUGUGAACGAAAAUCCAGAUCCUUGUCAGUCAGUUGCAUGCAAGAGAGGGAAGAAAAAGGAGUUUGUUAUUCCAGUUGUUGCAUCGUCCACAGCAGCAGUCCUGCUCCUUCUGUUCAUCUUUAGUGGUCUGGCUAUCUAUAGACAGAAAAGACAUGGAGGUAUGGUUACCAAAUCCAAUAUCAGAUCAAAGAAUCAACAGUAUAGCUACUCUGAGGUUGUGAGCAUUACUAAUAACUUCGAAACCAUCGUUGGAGGAGGAGGAUUUGGUAAAGUGUACCUUGGUAAACUGAAAGAUGAAGGUCAAGUAGCUGUUAAAUUGCUCUCUCCUUCAUCAAACCAAGGCUAUAAGGAAUUUCAAGCUGAGGCACAACUCUUGAUGAUUGUUCAUCAUAGAAACUUGGUUUCUCUUGUUGGAUACUGUGACGAGAAUGACCAGAAGGCCCUCAUAUAUGAGUAUAUGGAAAAUGGCGAUUUGCACCAGCAUUUAUCAGUGAAAAACACAAAUGUGAUGACUUGGAAUGAGAGACUUAAUAUUGCAGUGGAUGCAGCACAUGGGUUAGAGUAUCUUCAUAAUGGUUGCAAGCCGCCUAUAAUUCAUAGAGAUUUGAAAACUUCCAACAUUUUAUUGACUGGACAUAUGAAAGCCAAGAUAGCUGAUUUUGGAUUGUCUAGAAUCUUUGCAACUGAAAGUGACUCUCACGUGUCAACUUGCCCAGCUGGCACAUUAGGAUACCUUGAUCCAGAAUAUCAAGCAUCUGGAAACUUCAGUAAAAAAAGUGAUGUCUAUAGCUUCGGUAUUAUUUUGUUUGAACUAAUCACUGGUCGGCCUGCAAUAAUGAGAGGACCUAAGAAAAACACUCACAUACUUGAUUGGAUUUAUCCAAUAAUUGAAAGUGGGGAUAUUCAAAGUGUUGUUGAUCCAAGGUUACAAGGAAAAUUCCACACCAAUUCUGCCUGGAAAGCUGUGGAGAUUGCCUUGUCAUGCAUACCAUCAAUUGCAAUCCAAAGGCCAGACAUGAGUCAAGUAUUAGCCGAACUAAAAGAAUGUUUGGCUUUGGAGAUGACUAAUGCAAGCCUAGCAACUGAGGGUAAUAUGACACCUUCAAGCAUUCCACUUGAAGCAUUCUACUUAGAGCUUGAAUCAGAUAUUGUUGCCCUUGCUAGGUAGUUGUUAAACAAAAUGUUUGUGGUCAAGUUUUCCUUCCAUGCGAUAUGAGAAAUUUCUAGAAUUACAUUGAUAGUUCAAGAAUUUCUUUUAUUCUUGUUUAAUGUUAUGUAUCUCUUUCAAUUAAGUACGAAUGAUGUAUUACGAUGUAUUUCUGUUGUUUUUGAUGGGCAUAUCGAUACA